Penicillium angulare is the source of this 669-nucleotide messenger RNA. RefSeq lists its product as uncharacterized. Bases 1 to 669 code for a protein of 222 amino acids. The transcript is spliced from 2 exons. NCBI's taxonomy places the organism in Eukaryota, Fungi, Ascomycota, Eurotiomycetes, Eurotiales, Aspergillaceae. The record is from RefSeq and is a predicted model, not a curated record.
AUGGCCAGAUCAGAGACCAAGCCCGAACCGCAAGCGCAAGCUCCGGAGUCGUGGACUGCGUGCUACCACCGGCUGGUUCAACCUCAAUGGGGUCCCUGCGCAAUUGGUGGCCGGUCUUGCAUUUACAAUCCCGAUUGUACGAACCUAGACGCAUCCAAGCCUCUACCAGAAGAAUAUGGAAAUCGAAGCGCCGAGCACAAACCAAAGAUUAGCUCUUUCACAGACUUGUCGAAUUUUAUUCGUGAUAAGCAAGCGGGCUUUCGCCCACGAGGGGAACCUGUUAUCCCACACACUACCGACGAAAAUGUGGCUCUUCUUACUCCUAGCUCUUCAUUUGCCUCUGCGACCUCCCCAAGCACGUAUGGCUAUCAGGUAGCCAGGAAAUUCGAAUGUUUGGAAACAGCUUCCAAUGGGGUUCAUGCCGAGCAGAAGUCUUCAUCGCAGCAUGUCACCGACGACCGAAUCAUCAGUGCAGCAAAAUUGAGUCCUGCAUCCCACCUAACUUCAAUGGAUCAGAUAUCUGAUGCCGAGGUGCUGGACAGCAGUGCUAGUGUGGCUGACCCGUCUCCCUCCUGGAUCUCAGAACACCCGGUUCAGCUCUCAAAAUUGGAGCUCCUUCUUUUCCCAGAACUUUAUUCAUACAGUGAGCAAUUUACUCGAUUUUCAUGA